Molecule: messenger RNA, 213 nt
Organism: Rodentolepis nana
Lineage: Eukaryota; Metazoa; Platyhelminthes; Cestoda; Cyclophyllidea; Hymenolepididae
Source: the annotation of a GenBank genome assembly
AUGCCUUCCGCUCCGUGGGUGGAUGAUGAGGACGUCGCCCCAAAAUUUGUUGCUGAGGAGGCCGAACUGAGCCGCCCUGGUCGACGCACUGUAAAGGAGGGCCACUUGCGAGAACCUGUACCGGAAGAAGACUUCUGCGGCUCGGCCUGUUCACGAGAAAGUUGGCUUCGUAGAGUUGGCAGCUCUGAUGCCGAGGCUGGAGACAUGGCAUGA